GUGUCCCGAGCAAAGCCUUCCGGCGGGGAGAGGCGUCGCUGCGCAUGCGGGCCGGUCCGGUUCGGAGAGUGCGGCGGGAUGGCACUGCCGGGUGGAAAUAAGGAUAAUAUCAGAGCUGGAUGCAAAAAGUGUGGCUACCCUGGUCAUCUGACAUUUGAAUGUCGAAACUUCCUCCGAGUAGAUCCUCAGAGAGAUAUUGUUUUAGAUGUUAGCAGCACUAGCAGUGAAGACAGCGAGGAAGAGGAACUACAGAGAUUACAAGCCAUGCGUGAAAAAAAGAAUUUAAAUGAAGAGGAAGAAAAAAAGAAACAAAAAAGAAAAAGCAAAGAGAAAACAAAAUUAAAAAGACCAAGGAAAAGAUCUUCCUCAUCAAGUUCAGCAGAAGAGGAUGAGCCAAAGUCAAAAAAACAAAAAUCACACAAAAAAGAAAAAGGGAAAAAGCAUAAAUCUAAGAAAGGAAAACAUCAUAAAAAGGAGAAAAAGAAGAGACGAAAGGAAAAAAGUUCAUCUUCUAACAGUUCAGACAGUUCAAGUAGUGACUGAUGUGCUGGUCUGUUUUUGCUUUCGCUUCUGCAGAGAAGAUGAUUUUCCUUUCAGAGCAAGUUAAUUUAUGCUUUGCAAUGCUGUUGUAAAAUGGGAUAUAUAUAUAUAUUUUUGACAAAUCUAUUUGCAUACAUCAGUGCUUCAAAUUAUUAGAUGGACCAUUUAUGAAAAGAAUCUUCUUUUCUAUUUCAGAUUUAUUAGUACUAAUGCAAGUGGUUCUUGACUCUUAUUUUUAGUUCAGUUGUGAUUGUGUUUGUAACCUUUACAGUAAGAUGUGGUAAAUUUCAGUUUGCAAGCCUUUGUGUAGAACGAUAAGGACUUAAAUAUGCUUAAUGUCAGAAUGGUUACUUCAGAUUUGGAAAUUCAAGUGAGAUUUUCUGUUACCCUUUAAAUAAAUGUAUGUUUUACAUAAUGUUUUCUGCUUAAAUACAUUAAUCAGUAAGUGCAAAUAUGAAUCAGUGUUCAGGUCCUGAGAGGGGAAGAAUGAGCAAUGGGAAGCUAAAAAAGAUUGAUCCUUCAAAAUUAUGUUCUAAAAUCGAUCUGGUCGUAGACUGUGAAGCAUAACUACAUAUUCCUUUGGCAGGAUCACUAUAAGCAAGCUGAAAAUAAACAGAAGCAAACAAAAGCUACCGAUUUUUAAAGUU
Molecule: messenger RNA, 1187 nt
Organism: Parus major (Great Tit)
Lineage: Eukaryota; Metazoa; Chordata; Aves; Passeriformes; Paridae
Gene: SREK1IP1
Product: SREK1 interacting protein 1
Exons: 5
Coding region: 79-543 (154 amino acids)
Molecular function (GO): nucleic acid binding; zinc ion binding
Source: RefSeq, a predicted model, not a curated record